Molecule: messenger RNA, 3118 nt
Organism: Centruroides sculpturatus (bark scorpion)
Lineage: Eukaryota; Metazoa; Arthropoda; Arachnida; Scorpiones; Buthidae
Product: angiotensin-converting enzyme-like
Exons: 13
Coding region: 460-2781 (773 amino acids)
Biological process (GO): proteolysis
Cellular component (GO): plasma membrane
Molecular function (GO): peptidyl-dipeptidase activity; metallopeptidase activity
Source: RefSeq, a predicted model, not a curated record
UUCGUACGAGAAUGACUUGGCUCACUAACAGAAAAAUUAAUAUUGUAACUGUAAUUUUCGCAAUAUCUUGCGUAUUUGAGAAGUCUGCUUCUAAGAAUAUAAAUUUUACAAAUAUUGACGAACAUACAAGUUUAGAUAAUUUAAAUUAUUCUUAUGCACCGAAUGGAACAGAAGGCAAUGCAAACGUGGACACUAAAAAGAUCAGAAUUGUUGCUCAGUCGAAUGAAACAAAGUUAAUUAAUAUCACCCAUGAAAUUGCAGGUAAAGUGAUGAAUAUUUCUACUAUCGAAAGUCUUGCAAAGAAUAUUUCUAACAUAAGUUCCCUUCUGAUGAAUUCCUCAAGCGGUUCUAUGGAAGAAACAAAUAGUUUUUCAAAUCUUGGAUCUCAAACCAUGAAUUCCUCAAGCGGUUCUAUGGCAGAAACAAAUAGUUCUUCAAAUCUUGGAUCUCAAGCCAUGAAUGCCUCAAGCGGUUCUAUGGAAGAAACAAAUAGUUCUUCAAAUCUUGGAUCUCAAGCCAUUAAUUCCUCAAGGUUCUAUGUUAGAAACAAAUAGUUCUUCAAAUCUUGGAUCUCAAGUUAUGAAUUCCUCAAGCAAUUCUGUAGAAGAAGCAAAUAGAUUUUCUAAUCUUAGCUCUCAAGCGAAUACUUCUUUAGAAGUAAACAUAUCUCCGAACUUUAGCUCACUUAUGAUGAAUCAUUCAGGCAGUCCUUCAGAAGAAACUGGAAAUACAUUUAACAACAUGACGAUACAAGUAGGAAACUCUACGUAUAUGAAAGAAUCAGCCGAAAACGACUCUAAAGUAAAAGAUUCAAUGUUUAUAACAAGUAAUUUUAGCAUACAAAAUGAAAACAUUUCCCAAGAUUUCAGCCAAAUGAUGCAAAACAUAUCAAUUAUUGUUGAUGUUUUUAAUAAGGAGAGUAUACAACUUAUGAAUGCUUCCAGUCAUGAAUCUGAAGAUGUAAAGUUACAUUUAGAAGCUAUUUUUAAUGAUAAUUUUAAUAUGAAAAUAGAAAAUGUUUCCAGCAAUAUAAGUGUAGAAAUUCAGACCAACAUGACUAACAAUUCCAACAUUGAAAUUGCUGAAGAAACUAUGAGUAUGAGAGCCAAAAUAAUCAUGAAUGAUGAAGAAGCCAUUGAAUUCUUAAUUAAACAAGCGAUGGAUCCUUUAAAAUGUUGGAUAACUUCUUAUCACAAUAUCACAACACAUGAAGAAUUAAAUGAAGGAAAUGAUACUGAAAAACACGUGAAAUAUUAUCUUAAAAUUUUAAAUGAAAGCCCUUAUAAAAAUAUGGAUUGGAAAACACUUGCUAAGUUGGGAAGAGCGAAAAAGUUUAUGCAAGACAGAUAUUGGCACGGAGGAAUCAUUCCAUAUUAUCUUAGAGGACUUUCUAAGAAAUUUUGGAGAAAACGAUAUCCUCUGAUGGGAUUUUUAGGGUUGAAAAGAGAGUUUGCUGAAUCCAGAAAUUACAACGAACUUCAGUAUUAUUGGACAAAAUGGAACGAUAUUACUGGAAAGUCGAUGAAAAACAAAUUUUUAACUUAUAUUCAAGUUAAUAAAAUUUAUAACAGGAAAAGGAGUGGACAAGAAUCGUUGUUUAUCAAAGAACAAGAUAAUUUAAGAGUGAAAAUUGAUAGUCUCUAUCAAGAAAUGUUGCCUCUGUACAGAAGGUUCCACUCUUACGUGAGGAAACGAUUACUGAAAAAAUACGGACAUAGAAGAAUUCAUAGAAGUGGUCCCAUACCAGCUCACUUGCUAGGUGACAUAUCUUCACACGACUGGACGAACAUUGAGAACUUAUUGAGACCAUAUCCUAACAAAACUGCAUUGAAAAUAUGCAAAAAUGUUAAAGAAGGAAAUAUUUCUGCUAAGGACAUUGCUGAAAUAGCAGAAGAUUUUUAUGCAUCUUUAGGUUUCAAUAAAUUGGAUAAGAAGUUCUGGAAUAAUUCCGUAUUCGAAACUUUAUCCAUAAACUGCACUAAUUCCCUGUCUGUUAUAUGUGAUGAUGAGUCGAUUGGUUUACACGCAUGUUAUGACCCAGAUUGUUAUUACUUCGCCAUGUUUCAUUGGACUACUUUGGCUCACCAAUUGAAACACAACAUUACUCUCAGUCCAGCAAUUUCAGAAGCACUAUCGAAUACCAUAAUUCUAUCGACUACAAUGCCUGGAUUUUUAUAUCCAUCUGGAUUAUCAAAUAUCAUGAUUUACGACAGACAAGACGAAAUUAAUUUCUUAAUGGAAACGGCUUUGAGAAUAAUUCCAUCAAUGAUGGACUCGUUAUCGGUUGGUCUGUGGAAAAGAAUAACCAUGGAAAAAACUAAAUUUAAUAGACAUAUGAAUGAGAAUUUUUGGAAACACAGAUUGUAUUAUCAAGGUUUAUGUCCUCCAGUGGUUAGAAGCGAAAGAGAUUUUGAUGCAGGAGCAAUAAAGUCAAUUGCAAAUGACUUAGAUACUAUGAAAGACUUUCUAAGUGGUUUCCUCCAGUUUCAAAUUUAUAAAAGUUUAUGUAAUGCUUCAGGACAUAGAGAUGCUCUUCAUCGUUGCAAUCUUCUGAAUUCCAUAGAAGCAGGAAGACGAAUCAGAAAAUUGCUAACUCUUGGAAAAUCUGUUACCAUUAAGGAUGCCCUUUCUGUACUCACUGAUGGUAACGAAGAGAUUACAUCAGGACCAUUGAUCGAAUACUUUAAACCUCUAUACGAAUGGUUCUUGAAGCAAGAAGAAUUUGAUGAAAUCGGUUGGGAAAGUUACGAUGCAACCGUUUGUCCCAAAUGUGCCUUUUAAGAUUUCGUUUCUUGCUAAUUUGCAUAAUUAAGCAGCAGCUGCAGAAGUUACGCUCAGUUAAUAACCCAAAUUCAAUAUAAUCAUCCUUAAAUUUAGCAUAAUUUAUAUAAUUUCUAUGUUAUUUUUCUUAUGUAUACAAUAAAAACUGUCUAAAACGGACUAACGGUCGAGUAAAACUAUAAAUUGCCUUAAUGGAACGUAACUCUUCAAACGGAACCAUCCAAACUGUCAGCAUAAACUUAACUUCAUUAAUAUUCAACAUAUCUUAUUAAACUUUUAAAGGAAUUACAUAACUUUUUUGAAGAAAUUUACUGAGGAACAAAAAUAGCUCAUAAAG